AUGUCUCAAUCGUCAAGAAAAAAAUUACUACUAAUGGGUAGAUCAGGCUCAGGAAAAUCAUCUAUGAGGUCAAUAAUAUUUUCAAAUUAUUCAGCAUUUGAUACAAGAAGAUUAGGAGCAACAAUAGAUGUAGAAUUAUCUCAUUUAAGAUUUUUAGGGAAUAUGUCAUUAACAUUAUGGGAUUGUGGAGGACAAGAUGUUUUUAUGGAUAAUUAUUUUACAAAUCAAAAAGAUCAUAUAUUUAAAAUGGUUCAAGUAUUAAUACAUGUAUUUGAUGUUGAAAGUAAACUGAUAAAUAAAGAUAUUGAAAUUUUUAUAAAAUCUUUAACAAAUUUACAAAAAUAUAGUCCUGAUUCUAAAAUUUUUGUAUUAUUACAUAAAAUGGAUUUAGUUCAAAUUGAUAAAAGGCAAGAAUUAUUUAAUAUAAUGAUGGAAAAAUUACAAAAAAUAAGUAAUCCUUAUCAAUUUAAAUUAAUUGGGUUUCCAACUAGUAUAUGGGAUGAAAGUUUAUAUAAAGCAUGGUCACAAAUUGUAUGUUCAUUAAUUCCAAAUAUUAAUUUAUUUAAUAGUAAUUUAAUUAAAUUUAAUUCAAUAUUAGAUGCUGAAGAAAUUAUACUAUUUGAAAAGACAACUUUUUUAGUAAUAUCUUCAACUGCAUCAAUUAAACAACAACAAGCACAACAUCAAAAAUUACUCAAUGAAAAUGGGGAACAACAACAACAAGAUACUUCAAAUCAAGAUAAUAAUUCAUCAGAAUUAGAUCCAAAAAGAUUUGAAAAAAUUUCAAAUAUUAUAAAAACAUAUAAACAAUCAAUAUCAAAAUUAAGAACAAAUUUUAAUAAUUUAAUAAUACGAGGUUCAAAUGGUACAAGUUUUUAUAUUGAUAUUUUAACUGAAAAUAUGUUUAUAAUGAUUGUUUUAAAAAAUAAAGAUUCAAUUGAAGAUUCUAAUGGUUUUAAAAUAAAUCAAAAUGAAGAAUUAUUAGUUUUGGAUAAUAUAAGGUCAGCUAGGAAAUGGUUUGAAAAAAUUGAAAAUUCUAAAUAA
This is a messenger RNA of Lodderomyces pseudojiufengensis, 1044 nucleotides long. It is a transcript of the gene GTR1, whose product is annotated as Rag GTPase. Gene Ontology annotation, molecular function: GTP binding; GTPase activity. Gene Ontology annotation, cellular component: nucleus; fungal-type vacuole membrane; Gtr1-Gtr2 GTPase complex. Gene Ontology annotation, biological process: regulation of autophagy; cellular response to starvation; positive regulation of TOR signaling. The record is from RefSeq and is a predicted model, not a curated record. NCBI's taxonomy places the organism in Eukaryota, Fungi, Ascomycota, Pichiomycetes, Serinales, Debaryomycetaceae. The transcript has a single exon. The coding region runs from base 1 to 1044 and encodes 347 amino acids.